Pygocentrus nattereri (red-bellied piranha) is the source of this 8346-nucleotide messenger RNA. It is a transcript of the gene shc1, whose product is annotated as SHC (Src homology 2 domain containing) transforming protein 1. NCBI's taxonomy places the organism in Eukaryota, Metazoa, Chordata, Actinopteri, Characiformes, Serrasalmidae. The record is from RefSeq and is a predicted model, not a curated record. The transcript is spliced from 12 exons. Gene Ontology annotation, biological process: intracellular signal transduction; cell surface receptor protein tyrosine kinase signaling pathway. Gene Ontology annotation, molecular function: receptor tyrosine kinase binding. Gene Ontology annotation, cellular component: plasma membrane. Bases 4985 to 6739 code for a protein of 584 amino acids.
GAGAGGCAGGGAGGUGGAAACAGGAAUCGGCAGCAGCAUCAGCGUGUGAACGUGCACAGGGAGAGGGGUAGAGAGAGAGAGAGAGAGACGGCGCUAGACAGGGAGGCGUAGAGUAUAGAGGACAGUUGGCUGCACUGCUCGCUCCUCAAAUGCAGACGGAGGUGGAGAGAAGAGGAGGAUGAGAGAGCGCGCGGGGGUAGGAGAGCAGAACAAAGGCAGUUCGCCCGGGCCGUUCGUCCCAGUGUUCCAGAGGACAGAGAGGGAAGAGCAGGGAUCCGCACGUGAACGAGAGAGGAAGCAGAACCUGACCAUGACUUUGUAAUUUUAUCCAGUCAAUGGAUAAAAGCGAGACCACGUUUUUCCUCUCCAAGGGAGGGGACUGAGCGAGAGAUCGAGGAAGAGAGAGAGAGAUGGAGCGAGACGAGGAGCUUAAUGGCUCUAUUCAAAUUUAAUACUAAUAUGAGCAAGGGAGACCUUUUUACCACGUUGCUGAAGAUAAUCAUGCAGUCUUUUUGUAUUUGUCUUUGUUUUGAUUGACAGACUGAUGGACUGACAUUUUGCCUUUACUUUUUUCUCAACCGUCAGAAGUGAUUAGAACUAAAGUGAGGAAACACAGAUGUCAAAUGUUCUGUUGUCUGACCAGGAAUCACACUGAGUUUUUAUAGGUGUCAUUUAAUAGUUGUAUAUGCAGAAAACAAUCAGGUUCCUCAUAUGCAAACUUUGUGGGUUAAUUAAUGAAAUCUGUUCUCAGAGACUUUCUUUGGCGUUGCGAAUAGGACGGGUGCUCUUGGCAGAAGUCCUUUUUUCAAAUGAUUUGUUUUUAUCCGGAAGCGUGCAUGUGUAUCUGCAAGGUCUUGAGCAAUAUUUUAUUUCCUCAUUGGCCUGGUGCGAUAACAAUGCUUUGUAUAGGAGUGAAUCUUUGUAUCUUUGCUUCUAUACAGUGACGCUGUCCUCGUUGAGAUGUCAACAUUGAUUAGCUUUAUGGCAGUGGAGGCGAUAGCAGAACUUUGCUGUCUCGUGGCGGCAGGAUCAGCAGACUAUUGAUUCUCAGCAAGACUCUCACUGAGCCUUUGUUCCAUUAACAAGUCAAAGUCUCUAAGCUCAUUCUGAUUGGCCAAGAGUAGAGCCAACAGGUUUUGUGUUGGUGGAACUCAUUGCCUUUUGUUUGGGUUCCUUCAAGAUUCCGUCUGGCAGGAUUCUGCUCCGCAGUCUAUCGCCAUGGCAACAACCCGGCUACCACGAAGUUCUACUUUUUUCUACGUUUCGUAACUUGUCAUAAAUUUAACUUUCGAGGUCGCUCUCCCUUCACGCAACUUAGGUAAGAGCCUUCAAGCCAAGCCAGGUUUCAAGGUGCUCUUUUUCUUCUCUUUUUUUCUGUCUACAAUCUUUAUAUGCUUUGUACAGUUUACCAGUUCACGUCUGUCAUCUCUGGCAAUUAAAAGGACUAUACUGACCAAAUGAGCACAGCUUAUUCACUGUCAGGAUUUACUUUCACAUCAUCUGUCCCACUGGAUCAUCAAUCGUCAUAGAGAAAUGUCUUUUUGUCUGAGAUCAUCACAUACAGAUUCUGUGAUGUGUAUGCUUGAUAGGUUCAGGAUGUGUAGUUAAACUCAGGGUUUGCCUCCUCUGUGGAGUGCCAGCCAUACCGUGCUAUUUUUCAUGUCACAGCAAACAUUCUAGCAGAGGUUUGUGUAGAUUAACAAACUUGGCUGCUUAUUAACUGAACGUCCACAGGCCUGAAACAGACCUGUAAACUGCUUGUUUGCCAGUGAUCCCGUCCAACAGAUGUUAUUCCAUCCAUAAUUCUGGAACAUUUCACUUGCAUUCUUUGAGUAACAUUUUAUACAGAUACUUGUUACCUCUUACUUGCCUUUGGUUUGACAGCAUGUAUACUGGAACUCCAUGUUCAUAGUCAAACGGCAGCCACAGUGAGCUAAUUAACUCGCACGACAUCCUGGAACGAACCAUCCUAUCCAAACAGGGAUUCUGCCAUAUUCUUGAUGAACAGGUGCUACAUCUGAGCUGUCACGGUUUGACUGUGCUCAAGGCUUGGUUCGCCGUACUGUUACUAAGUGUUUUGUAAUGUUCUCGUUGGGUUUUCUACCCCUUUUGCACUGUUAUUUCCCGAACACUGUGCUCUAUGUGUGCCAUGAUGCAUUAGUCGCAACUCUGAGAACUGUUUGUCGCUGAUGUUUGAAUGCCUUUUGAUUGCACUUGUCAUUUCUUAAGUGGACGGCAUGCAGGUACAGCUCACACUCCAGAACUACUUCACUGGUUCAUAUUCUGUGCCAUGUCCUUAUACUCACUGGUGUAUUUUAUCUAUUGCACUUACCAGACCUCGUCGGAGCUGCACUGAAAAGACACUACUUAUCAAGGAGCUGUUAAACUUUAUUACGCUUCAUAGCAGCUUUUGAGAUCUGCCCUAGUGUAAAAGGGUGUACAUCUUAUGUCUGUACAGCAGUGGACGUGAUGGGUCUCUGCUAUGACUGCCUGUCACGUUUAUUACUUUGCUAAUUGGCUUUGCUCUGAGUUUUCCGAGUAUAGCCAUCGGUGCUGUGUGAGAGCAGUCUGAUUAACAUCUCGUUGAUUUAUCUGAUGAUUAAAGCAGCUGCUCAACACUUCUCUGUGCUGACGGAAAAAACAAAUAUGCAGCGGAAGCCUCUGAGGACGAGGGUCGAACGAGUGAGUCUGUCCUCCUGCCAACAGAGUUCCGAAGUGUGGAUACUGUUACAGUGACUGAAAGUGCUUUCGAGAUUAUGGUAAUAUAUGUGGUUGGAUUUGAUCAUACUGCUAAGACUGUUCUCUGGGAGCGCCGUUCUAGACUGUUCAGAACCGUUUGCAGUUAAAGACUGUUUCUUCUCUGGAUAAAGCUUUGUCAAUGCUCAAGUAAUGGACAAGUCAAGCUGCUUUUGGGGGUAGCUUUUCUCUCAGGAAACUGAUUUAUUAAGACCUGCUUCAUCUGAUGGGACUGUUCCUCGGGUUCAAGGUGUCAUUUAGAGUAAUGAGGGAGUGAUUGAUUUUCCAGUCAGCCUCUAAUGAGUCUCUCUCGUUUGAGAUCUCUGAGGGUGGAACUUCAGAUGGGGCCAAUCAGGUCUCAUUAUCGUUAGGCUGACAAGCCAAUGUUUGUCAUUCCCGUGGGAACACAGUCGUUAUAGAGUUGGUCUGUUUAUCACUCUAAAAUGUUAUUACAGCGCAUGACACUAUUUGGCCUAGUUCUCAUUGUGCAAGAUUAUCUCUGGGCCUCACUUAUUCAACUUAAAACCAACUAGGCAAGAAGUUCCUCUAAUGGUGCUCAAAGUUACAUCUUUUCUAUAGGCACAUUUUCACCUUAUUUCUAGACCGUUAACAGAACCUUUUCAGGGCUCAGUUCACCUUUUUUCUAGAUUUACCACAUUUCUAUAUGCAUGUGUAUUUGUGUUAACAACCUACUGAUGUACUCUUAAGGUUUGUUACAGUUGGACAGUUAGCAGUUAGUAUUUGGUUAUUCCCUAGCUGUUGAUUCUGAGUUCCUUAUCUGAAAGAACGCCAAGGAGCGAUCAGGAAAGUGAACUGAGAGGAAGAACGGACAAAGAGGCAGCCUGGAGAACGGGAGAGAAGACGUGGGAGGGGGAGCGGGGGAGAGAGAGAUCAUCUGGAAGAAGAGAGCGAGCGUGAUCGAGAGAGAACGGGAGAGGGAGAGGGAGCGGGAGCGGGAGGAGGAGGAGAGAAGGAACAGGGCCCAGUACACUGUCUGGAGGCUUAGGGACGGAUUCCAGGAGAGGCGGGAUAGAGAGGGCGAUCGAGGCAAGGGACAGAGCGCCGAAGGAGGGAGGGAAGCUCAGCCGGAGGUGAUUUGGAAGAGGAGGGAGGAGGAGGAGGAGAAAGAGAGGGAGAGGAUACAGCUGGAGGACAGGGGACCCAGAAUCAUUUGGAGGAAGAAAGAAAGGGAGUGAAAGAGAAGGGAGAAGGCAUGAUUACAGUGCAAGAAAAGGGAAAAAGUCGGCUGAGUGAGUUUGGUCCAGAUCAGACUUGGUGCUUUCUGCGGUCUUGAUCUGGGCCUGUUUUUCCUUUCCGACUGUAUCUGCUCAUGACUAGGACAGCUUGGACUUAAGCUCUUAAGGUUGCAUCAAGACAAUUUAGUAUUUAGUCAUCUGUGUAGUUUUGUGAUCAGGUCCUACUGAUCCAUGUUCUUGUCGUGUGGAGGCUGAUGUUUCAUCUAAUCCUCCCUCAGUAGAGCAGCUCUGUUUUUCGUUAAGUGAUCAGCGUCCACUGGUUCAGUGCUCUCCAUCCAUUUUCUCUCUCUUUCCCUCUCCUUUCUAUAUUGAUCUGUCUGUCCGCUGGAAGCCUCUUCUCUUAGUCUCAGCUGCAGCUAAUAGGCUUUUUAUGGGACGCUGUCGGACAAGAACUACUAGAGUGGAGUCCAGCACACGCAAACGGAAACACACAUACAAGCUCUAAAUAUCAAAGAUUUCAUUGUGCUUUGUCUCUCGGUGACAUGAACUUUUUAAGGCAAAUAAUACAUACCGACAAACAGGUACUUAGACGACAAUCAUUCUGAGAUAUUUGAGUAGAGCAUAUGGUGCUCUUUAAUGAUGCUAACAUAAGGUGUUAACCACAGUUAUCUCUAUGCAGGUUAAGAUCUGAUGCAAGCAACCUCACACAGCCAUUAAAGUACACUGUGUGACAACACGCUAAUGUCAAAGUCUGUAUGAUCUGGAAUUUAACAAGAGAUUCCAUUUUCUUUUACACUCUCACUCUUGCUCUCUCUCUCUUCCUCUCUCUCUCCGCUGUCUCAACUUUUUUGCUUUCCUCUGAUGCUCAUGAACCGAGCUGUCACUGCACUAUCAUCUCUCCGGUCUAACGAUGAAGGGAUCAGUAGACGGAGAGAGCCAGAGGAGUGGAACAGAAAAAAGAAGACCGGUUUGUGACUUUUUUGAAAGAGACACUUGGAGAGACCAUAAGAGUAUAUAAAGCAUAUUCAUUUCAGCUUGAUGGACACAUCAAAAUGGAGCUCGUCCCCAAAACGAAAUACGCUCCAUUCAGGAGCGACUCUUUUAGCUCAACGGACGAGACGGUCUCCAAUCAGUCUCUCCCUUCCUCUGCUCCUCUCACCCCCCUCACUCCUCCGGGCAUCUCUUCUUCUCUCUCCUCCUCUUCCCUCGCCCCCAUCCUCCCGCCCGCCUCUUCUCCGCGGGCGGUGGAGAACAGCCCCACCACGCUGUGCUCUUUUUUCCCCAGGAUGGGGUCCCUGCGGCUGGGAAUGUCAGCCACUCUGCUGCCCGGUCUGAAGGCCGCCAACCGGUCUGAGCAGGACACCGGGGACCGUGAGAUGCAGGAUGCCUUUGCCACCUCUUCUGAUCCUCCUCUUCCCUCUCUAACUGCUCCCUCUCCCCCUCCUCGCCCCCCACAGGAUAUGAACCGGCUGGGUGGGGCAUCGCGCAGGGCCCGGGUGGAAGGGGGCCAGCUGGGUGGAGAUGAGUGGACGCGCCACGGCUCCUUCGUCAACAAGCCCACCCGAGGAUGGCUGCACUCAGACAGCGUGGUCAGCACGACUGGGGUCUCCUACACCGUCAGGUACAUGGGCUGUGUGGAGGUCCUGCAGUCAAUGAGAGCACUGGACUUCAACACCAGAACUCAGGUUACCAGGGAGGCCAUAUCAGUGGUGUGUGAGGCAGUACCAGGUGCCAAAGGAGCUCAACGCAGGAGGAAGCCCUCUUCUCGUUGUCUCUCCUCUAUCUUAGGAAAGAGUAACCUUCAGUUUGCUGGAAUGACAAUCAGCCUCACUGUGUCGACUAGCAGCCUAAACCUACUGGCAACCGAUUGCAAACAGAUUAUUGCCAACCAUCACAUGCAGUCCAUCUCUUUUGCGUCAGGAGGAGAUCCAGAUACAGCGGAAUAUGUAGCCUACGUAGCCAAAGACCCUGUCAACCAGAGAGCGUGUCACAUCCUGGAGUGUUCAGAGGGUUUGGCUCAGGAGGUGAUCAGUACCAUCGGCCAGGCUUUCGAGCUGCGCUUUAAACAGUAUCUGAAGAACCCACCUAAACUCGUCACCCCCCAUGACAGGAUGGCCCCGUUUGACGGGUCAGCAUGGGAGGAAGAGGAAGAGGACUUGGCCCAACCCCCAGAUGUUCCGUACUAUAAUAACUUCCCCGGGAAACAGCCUCCCCCGGGAGGCCUGGUGGACAUGAGGACACGUCCUGGACACAGCACAGGAGCCACGCUGCCUUAUGGACAGCCUGGAAUGAAUGAUAUCCAUAAGCAGCCUCUGCCUCCACUACCAGUCGGGGUAAAGGAAGGUGGCCUGUUUGACGAUCCCUCCUACGUUAAUGUCGAUAAACCCCGCCCCUCAGUGGCUUCAGCCAAUGGCAAUGCUCACAGAGAUGCUUUUGACAUGAAGCCAUUUGAUGAUGCUCUUGGGGUACCGGCAACAGUGGCACCCCCUCUGGCGGAGCAGCUGCAGAAUGAGCCCUGGUUCCAUGGCCCCCUGAGCCGCAAGCAUGCAGAGAGGUUGCUGAGCAAAGACGGAGACUUCUUGGUUCGGGAGUCUGGCACGACGCCGGGGCAGUACGUGCUCACGGGGCAGCAAGGUGGCCAGCCCAAGCACCUGUUGUUGGUGGAUCCAGAAGGAGUGGUGCGUACCAAAGACCACCGCUUCGAGAGCGUCAGUCACCUGAUCAGUUACCACAUGGACAACCGCCUGCCAAUUGUCUCUGCAGGAAGCGAGGUGUGUCUACAGCAGCCGGUGGAGCGCAGAGCCUAAAGGGGAGAGUCAUGCCCCUUCAAGUGUCCGACACGCCCCAUUCUUCUGGCAUUCUGUCUGCAGAGAUGACUCCUUCCUUUUCCUUCUCUGACACUUUUAACGCAAACUCUUCCAGAGAAUGGCUUUCUUACAGGGAGGGUGAGCAAAUAAUUGCCUCAAAGGAAAAAAAUGGAACACUGAGCUUUGUACUUUGUCCUCAAUCUAUAAUGAGACUUUAAAGUGAUGCAGUCAUUGUACUCAAGGACCAACAGAGGUUCACACCAAUUGAAUCAGGCUUUAAGAAAAUGCAAGAUUCCAAUGGAGAAAAAAAAGCCAAAAAAAAAAAAAAAAAGCCAACAAAACUGGUGUAGAAUUUAAUGUGUCGUCAACAUUGUCCUGAGUUAGGACUGAAGUGCAGCUGUUAGCACAGCAGCAAGCCUGGGCAUUCUUGGAGUCAUGUUAUAUGACUCAGGUGAACAGAACUGUCCCUGUGUAGCACUCCAAAGAUUGAGACUUCGCAUCCAGUGACUUGGUGAAUUUUUCUCUGAUCUUGUUCAACCAAGGCUAGAUCCCAGUUAGACAGGCAUACUCAUUCUUGGGAUUUUGGAUGGGUAAUUGAAACUCCUUCAGCCUCCUUAUUCAACAGAUCACUCUGCGCAGCCUACAGAAUUCCUACUGGCAUACCAUUCAUCUGUUCUAUCAGUUCCUCUAGUGGUCCCUUUUCCAAACUCCCUUUUGGGAAUAUUAGAAACACUCCCUGAACUUCGCAGCCCUUGAUGUGAAAAGGAAGUUAAUGUCAGGUGAUGUUGCAGAUGGAAUAAACAGAAGCUGAAGUAGCCUCUUCAUAGACUCAUAACAGUUUCCCCGGCCCUGGAGGAGGAACAUGACUAAAAGAAACACAACGGACGUCCAUCACCUCACAGCUCGGCUGAUCUCAGGAGACCAGAGGGAAAACGACUGUAUAUGCAGUUGCGCCAAGCAUUAUGACUCAAAAAGGGGGAAAAAAAACUAAAUCCGGCUUCUCUAUAAUGUCACCUAAAAGGGGAAUUCGCAUUCUAUCGUGAUGUCAUCUUUUAGAGCGACCUGACGUCAUCAACCGGCUUUAUUCUUGUCGCAUAUGUUCUCUUACUGUAUAUUUCUGUAAAUUUGUUUUCUUUUUUUCUGUGGAUCGUUUUAUUUUUCAGUUUGCAUCGACAAUCUUGUCUCCAUGUGUGCUGGAGUCUGGACUGCUUAAGAAGAUGGAAGCGUGCAAUGAUGCUCAUACAAAUGACGUUAUGUUCGAAUAUAAUGCACACAUCUGAAGCAGAGUAGCAUUAAGAGUCUAUAAAACGUCGAGCGCCUUCACACUAUAGUAUACUCGUCUGGGAAAGGAACAGACACUCCAAGUGAAUUCCGGGGAUUGUGGUCAUUUCGGGCGAGGUCGCCUACAAUAUGCAGUUUUUACGAACGCCACACAAGAGUGGUGAAAGGACACAGAGUUUCUCCUUCCUUUGCUUUUUUUCACGGUUUUCUGUUCCUGUAUGAAUUGUGCCUUUUUACUCAACACAGCCACACUGGUAGAUCUCAGUAGUCUUGUGUUUUGAAGAAGAAGGAAAAAAAAAAAGAAACGGGGGGGGGGAAAUAAAAAA